Messenger RNA from Alternaria alternata, 1445 nucleotides. RefSeq lists its product as hypothetical. The transcript is spliced from 2 exons. The record is from RefSeq and is a predicted model, not a curated record. NCBI's taxonomy places the organism in Eukaryota, Fungi, Ascomycota, Dothideomycetes, Pleosporales, Pleosporaceae. Bases 1 to 1254 code for a protein of 417 amino acids.
AUGUACACAUGUAAGACAAUUGCUGUCGAAAUGCGAGGAGUUGCAUUCAACAAUAAUGCAAUUCACUUCAACACGGCGCAGAUCACUGGCCGUUGCACUCCAAGAACUCGACACUUCGGCCAUCUGCUGGAAGAAAUCUAUAUCGCAAGGAUAUCAAUACUGCCUCACGCCCGGCCUUUCAUAACAAACUUCGUCGCCGACAAGGUUAUCGAGCUUUUCCCUCAAAGCGAGAACCUUAUCCGCCAUCUACAAACAACAACGGAAAAGAAGUGUAGACACUAUGAACAACUGGAUAGUUUCAAGUUCAAGGAGGACCAAGAUAUGACAGACCUGUAUUCCCCACACCCAAAACCAUGGUGUUUACCAAGUAAACAUGAGGUCGCAGCCUUGGAGAAACGAUUGCCACUCCGCGGGACCUGGCCUGCCCGUGAGCCAGUUCGAGAUAGCACGAAAUACUACACAUCCGCCGCCUCACAAGCUGCGAGAUUCCUCCUUUCUCUCUCACGGCAAAAUCGGGCUCAAAUACGCAAUAUCGAACUACAUGAGAAACAUGCAUGCAUCGCUUACUCCGAAUGCCAUGCUAGGGCCCUGAUACCGUACGCUGUUGGGAAUCCAAAUCUCAGGAUUGUUCGUCGCGUAGACCUAUGGAAUACCGUACUGGCUUCAGAGCGGCUGUCUCGUCUCGAGACGCAUCGCUGUAGCUUUGGUCGUGGGAGAACACCACUGGAAGAUAUGGAAAGAAUGGAUGUUACCCGGUCAGUUGUUCCAUGGCUGAUGGAAGCUUCAGCGCUCGCAUCCAUAGGUACGCCUAUCAAGUCAUUCUCUCUCAUCUUCGAAGGUGAGACAAACGCCAUACAACCAGUCUUUGACAUGCUGAUCGAAGAUGCAAUUUGGCAAGAUGCGUUACAGCAAUGGUCAGGCCACGGUAUCGUACCUUCAUCUGCACAACGGAAUGGGACGGGCUAUCGGAGUUAUUACUGCUACCUUUUCAAAGGGUAUCCGGAGAUGAUGAAAGAUGUUGUUAAUGGCACUGGACUGGUGUCAUUCGAGCACUGCUACGCUCAAGGAUGGGAUCCCGAGAGAAUUCUUUCAAUGAACAGCAAUUGCCAGGGUAUGCAUGACUGGUGGCUCCAGUGGAAGUCAUCGCGGCUUCUUCAAUACGUAGCACCACCGUUGCCCCGCACUUGGCAAACCAUCUUAACGGGUUAUCUCUGCCAAGAUGAAAAUACAGCCCAGGGUGAAAGAGAUAUAUAAGCAAACGAACUUCAUGUGCGGAGAGACACUUGUCGUCUUCAUCACGUUCGUGAUGGAAUUCGGAUAGGGUAGAAAGGGAGAAGUAAUCAUAUGUCCAACCAUCCAGAUACAAGCAAAGAUUAGCAGCAUCCGAGUCCUGGAUAUCGAAAUUAAACAAUUCUCAUCUGUAAGGCAAUGUUUCUAAGUCUAUC